This is a messenger RNA of Cavenderia fasciculata, 681 nucleotides long. RefSeq lists its product as uncharacterized. Lineage: Eukaryota; Evosea; Eumycetozoa; Acytosteliales; Cavenderiaceae. The record is from RefSeq and is a predicted model, not a curated record. The coding region runs from base 1 to 681 and encodes 226 amino acids. The transcript has 3 exons. Gene Ontology annotation, biological process: proteolysis. Gene Ontology annotation, molecular function: cysteine-type peptidase activity.
AUGUCCUCUACUAAACUAUCUACAAAUUUAGGAAAUGAAUUAAAAGAAAUGGUCAAGAAUCAAAGAAUUAGUGUCAUCGAUUUAAUUGUAUCUUUUGCUCAAGAUGUAAAAAGAAAACAAAAGAUUGGUAGUGGAAGAUCAAACAAAGGUCUUUAUGAUAGCGAGAUUGAAAGAAUAAUGAAACCAUAUCAUAGAAAGGGAUUUGAAAGAGUAAUAGCAAGUGACCAAUUAAAUUUAUUGGAACCAAAAGACAAGAUUCAUUGGGUUGCAGUAUACGUUGAUGCAGAUAAAGAUAAAUCUGUAGAAUAUUAUGAUUCAUUUGGCCAAGAACCAACAGAUGAUUUUAUGAAACAAUUAAAAGAUUUAAUUGAUGAAAUCAAUCCAGAUUAUUAUUUAAAAUUCAAGGUAAACAAAGUCAUUGAUCAAGCAUCAAAUAGUACAACAUGCGGUUAUCAUGCAAUUAAAUUUUUAUUAAAUAGAUACAAUGGUAUACCAUUUAAAGAAUCAAGUGGUUGGAGUGAUAUAACAAAAGAGGAAAAGAAAAGUGAUGCAAAUGAUUCAUCAGACAUUUACAUAAUGUUUUUGGUUGGUGAAUUUUUGUCUGUUCGUAUUCACACAAUCCCAACUGCUAAUUCCUCGUUACAGCCUUGUUUAACAAAUAUUCACUACCCGUUGUUUUGA